Messenger RNA from Procambarus clarkii (red swamp crayfish), 6633 nucleotides. RefSeq names its product transcription factor 20. Gene Ontology annotation, cellular component: nucleus. The record is from RefSeq and is a predicted model, not a curated record. Gene Ontology annotation, biological process: regulation of transcription by RNA polymerase II. Lineage: Eukaryota; Metazoa; Arthropoda; Malacostraca; Decapoda; Cambaridae.
GGGUGGGAAGUGUAGUGAGGGUGUGAAGGAGCGGAGGAGGGCAGCGGCGUGAGGCGGGUGUGUGUUGGCUGCCUCCGUCCCCACCACACCACCCAGGACCAGACCUGUAUUGAUUAGUUACUUUGGGCGGCCCCCCCUCGCACCACCAUGUAAUGGUGGAAAUGCUGCCCCAUGGAAACACAAUGGGUGACAGACAGCGUAAUUUUGCGCAAUAUGCUACAGCCCUAAAUCAAUUUGCAAGCUUUAAUAAUGACGGAGGCGGUGCAGAACGAAGCAACCGCGACCGUGGAGAUGGCGGGGGUGGGGUCACAGCCCCUGGUAGCAACAGUGGAGGGAGUGGCGGCAGCAGUGGUGCUAGUCAUGGAGGGACAACAGCUGCAGGGAAUGCUACUUUGUGGGGGGAGCUGAGUAGGUCACUGCAGUACAACAACUACCCAGGGUUUGGGACUGCCUGGCAAGGUGGCGGUGGUGACAUGCGACUGUAUGGCUACAGCAGCUAUGGGGAAGGUCAAGUUGAUGGUCGAGCCGAGCCUCGGGCCGAUAACCGUGCCGAGGGUCGACGGGUGCCCAGUAAAGGGGAGACAAAAGCCACCCCCCCACUGCCCCCUGGCAUGGCACCAGGAGUUGGUUCAGCCUUGGCUUCCCUGCAGCAGCUGGUAGCCAGCGGUGGGGAUGCUGCCACAGUAUACCGGAGCCUCCUUGCUGCUAGGCAGUAUGCUGCUGCUGCUGCUGCCCUUGGUGCAAUUCCAGCCCCUACUUCAAUUAAUCCAGCUGCCUUACAUGCUGCCUCACCACUUAACUCUCAUCACCAGCAGCAACAGCAGCAACAACAGCAGCAGCAGCAACAACAGCAACAACAGCAGCAGCAGCAGCAGCAACAACAUCAACAACAGCAGCAGCAGCAGCAACAGCAACAGCAGCAGCAGCAACAACAACAAAGAAGGCAUCAACAACAGCAGCAUCAGCAGCAACAACUACAACAACAGCAUCAUCAGCAACAGCAUCAGCAACAUCAACUACAGCUCCAACAUCAGCACCAACAGCAACAACACCAACAGCAGUUGCAACAGCAGCAAGCGGCAGCAUUGGUUACUGCAGCUACUGCUGGGCUGAAUGGUGAGGGUUUAGCCAUGCAUGGUGCUCCACGCUUGCAGCAGGUUUCUCCGCAGGGUAGGAAACAUUGCUCGUCUGUUCCUUCAGAGAUGAGGCAUGAGGACCCACAGCCUUCUCCGGGUAGAACGCGUUCUCAUCCUUUACCUACCAGCAUAAGUAGUCAAGAAGUCCUCUGUACUCCUGCGAAAGUAAAAGAUGCUAAUGAAGUUGCUAGUGGUGUUGAUGGCAGUGGUGAUGGGGGUAGUGAUAGUAGACGGGUGCAGAGUGGAAGUGAAAGCGAGGGGGAUCAGCGAACCAGACACCGUCGUAAACAAGAACAACCUAGGCGACAGAGCGUCAUAUACCCUAUCACUGCACAGCCUGAAGGGGGAAGUGGCGGGGGCGGUGACUCCAGUUCGGAUGAUUCUCAGGGGUAUGAUGUUUUACUGACGAGGAGUACCGUAGAUCACAGGGACUCGCCCCACGAUUCACUCCGUAGUAAUUCUCCUGCUGACCCUUCCUUGCGGCUGCCACCUUCCAGAGAAGCAUUUCCUAAUCAGGGUAUGAGUCAGGCCAUGAGCCAUGCCCUUGCCCACCCUUUCUUAGCAGCUCAUCUGAAUGCCAGUCAGUUACUACAAAUGACUCAGACACCAACAUCAGGAAAAGCAGAUGUGCCUGUCCCUCACCCGCAGCCGCUACAACAGUUACAAGUGCGAACAGAUCUCCUCGAGCCCCAUCCUAAGGAAGUAGAGACUUACUCUAUUCAAGAGGCCCAAAGACCCCUAUCCCAGUCCCAGAUAACCAUGCAAGAAGUUGAGUUAAAUAGUGUAAGGACUCCUCCUAUUAAUGCUUCAGUAGAUGGCACCACAGCACCCGUCAAAAAACGGAGAUGUUCUCCGAGGUACUUGGAAAAUGAUACCAGCAGUGUAAGUGAUCCGUUAGGUAACAGCACAAUAAGUGAGGUAGGAAGAAGUGACAGGGGGGAAAAUAGUGUACCAAGUGUAAGUGUUUCCAUGUCAGGUGAGGAUAGUACUGCACAUACUUUAAGUCCUAACAUAGAGAGCACCCCUGUAAAUGGUGUUAGUGCAAUUAGUGAGGAUGUGGUAAAGAAUGCAAUUAGUAGCAGUAGCAACAGUCAAUCUUUGUUAAAUGUGAAUACAGAAAAUUGUGAAACUGAUAGUGAUGUACAUAAAAAUUUAGGCAAAAAUGAUCAAGAUUAUUUCAAUGGCGAUCAUGAAAUAUUUGAUAGUGCAAGAAAAAAUGCUAGAAAAAGAAAAUCGGAAAGUGAUUCGGUAACAGAAAUGGAAUUUCAGGUUGACGGGCAGCUAGAGGAGUGUAGUGAUACUAAGAGAAGGACUAGGCAAAAAAGGGCAGUUUCUUAUGCGGAGGAUGGCACAGAUCCUGUAUUAGAAAUGAAUGAGGACUCUUCGCCCGAUACGACUCCUUUGAAGAAGAAAGGUCGUAAAACAAAAGAUACUAGGGAUAGGAUAGAUGGCGAGAGUAAUCCUAGCCCAGAGCAACAAGUUCAAAGUGAUCCCCCAAGCACUCCUCCAACUCUUCCACUGGAAGAAUCUCCAGGAAAGUCAUCUCAUAACUCUCCUCCUGGCGGGAGGCGCGGCCGUGGUGUCCUUCGUGGCAUUACUAGGGGUAGAGGGAGGUUGGUGGCUCCUGGUUUACAAGAAUUCUCAAGUAUUACAGAACCACUGCAUGUGGACACAACACUGAUUCAUGAGCCAGAUUUGAGAGUUCCUGCUCCACCACCCAUUACUCCUUCUUCGUGCAGCCCAGAUGUGUAUGAUUUUAACGACACUGAUAGUGAUGGGGUUGGUCGAGGAAAGAAGGGAAAACGUGGUAGAAAGAAAGGUGGCAGCCCUAAAAAAAAUUCAAAGUCACCACUUGAGAUGGCAAAAUCAAGUAUUAGCCCUAGACCAAGAGAACCACAUGCGAAGUCUCCACGGUCACCAAAGUUUUUUUCCAGUUCUCGCAGCCCUAUUUCAGAAAGAAACAAAGAAUGGCUUCGAGGUAUCUCUCCGCCUGUCAGAGAUUUGUCAAAAUCUCUGGCCGAGAUGCCAUCGUCGGAGAGCACAACAAUUAGUCUUUUGCAAGAGAGUAGUGUUGAUAUAAGCAAAACAGUACCUCUAUCCGAGGACAUCUUUAUACAAGAUUCUCAGAGUACUGAUACUCCAGCUACAGAUAAUGCAGCCAAGGCAGAUGGAAAUGUGAUAUCUCCAAGAAGAAGUAGUAGGAGGAAUAGGACUAGAGACAACCAGGAAAUUGUUACUGCCAAGGGUAAUGAAUCCAUGGAUUCUAACCUUCCAUCUUCUCCGUCGGGCAACUUAAAAAAUAACACAUCUUUCUCAGGGCUGAUCUCGGGCAAUGCACAAAGCAAAGAGGAUAAGGAUGAAAAAAGUAUAGAGUUGGCAGCUUUGGUACCACAACCAGUUGAAAGAGUAGGGUCUCCAAGUAGUAAAAUUCGAAAAAGGGGCCGAAGAAGUGGAGACCCUCUGAAUGACCAACAGAUAAACAGUGAUGAAACACAGACACCUUCCAUACUAGAAACUGAUGAACAAAAGCCUGCAGUGGAGAGACUCUUGCAAACUGAAGAGUCUUCUAUAAAGUGCGAAACAAAUUUAGUAAAAUGUGUAGAUAAAUUUGCAGGAAAACAAGAAAUAGGGUCAGCGGAUGGGUUAGAAACUGGUGUAACAGAAAUAAAAUGUGAACUUACAAAGCCCGUGGGAACUAAACCAAAAGCCAAAGGGAGGGGCAAGGGGAAAAAAAAGACUGCUGGCAAAUCCUCGAAGAGCAAAAGAGCUCAGACAAAAAAUGAAGUCAGCAAAGAAAACAGUGUGCUUCCACAUGAAACCAAACAGUAUGAACUUGUACCUGAAGGUACACUUGAUGACAUUAAAACUUGUAGUGGUAUAACCAGCAUCACUCAAGAAGGUUCAUAUAGCAAGGAUAAAACCUUGGUUCAUGAAUCAAGCACAAGUGUACCUACUUCCCCAGUCAGUGACACUUCAAAAUGUGAUGGUACUCCACGCAAAAAUAGACCCAAGAGAGGUGCCGAUUAUUAUCUUGUACAAAACAACCCCCAACCUGUGGAUGGGACUUCCAAUGGACCUGAUUUAGCAUCUUGUCAAAAUUCCACAGACGAAACUAUUACUGUGAUAACACAAUUAAUGGAGGAGUCAGAAUCUCGAGGGAGAAGAUUGAGAGCUAGAAGGGCGAGUGCCAAACAGGAUGCAAAGUCAGAGACUCAGAAUGCAAAGCCUGAGAAUCUAGAGGAUUCAAAGCCCGAGACUCAGGAUACGAAGCCCGAGACUCGGGAGGAUUCAAAGCCAGAGACUCGGGAUGCAAAGCCAGAGACUCCGGAUACAAAAUCUGAAACUCAAGAUACAAAAUCUGAGAUAACAGAUGUAAACAAUGAAGCCAAAGAUACAAAGACUGACUCAUCAGAGACUAAAUCUGAUGUUCAGAAUGGUAUGUGUGAAACACAAGCAACAAAAUCAGAAAUCCAGGACACAGCAUUGGAGACUGAGGAGACAAAACUGGAGACUCGGAUAGCAGACUUGGAAACCCAAAAUGUACCGCUUAAAAUCCAGGAUACAAUAUCCGAGUCCCAAGAAACAAGAUCAAAAUCUUCAGUUACAAAUUUGGAAACGGAGGAAAAAUCAGAUGCAAAAGAGGUAUCGUGUGCAUUAAACACUUUGGAAGCAAGUCCUACUGAACCCAGUAUUAAUCCUAUAAUUUCAUUAGAUGCUCCAGAGACUUCAAGUAUACCAAUUGCUCCUCCAGAUGCUUUAGAGGUACCUCAAGGUACUGAUGUGGAUGUGGAUGCUGAAACUGUUGAGAAUAUUGCAAAAUUUUUGGAAGAGACUGCCUCCAGUAUUCCUGCAGCUACUGAGGAAAGUUAUGUGGACAAACGUCCAAAACGAUCCUCUCGUCCACCGAGGAAAAUGGAUGAAAAUGAGAUGAAUGAUCUUCUAUUGCUUCUUAAUAUGGAAGAUGAAGAGAGUGAAGAUGAAGAUUACGUCCCCAAGGACUUUGACAACUUUGACAGUAUGGCUGAAAGUGAUGAUGGGGGAGAUAGUGAGGGUAAUGAUAUUGGAGAGGAUGAUGAAUUUGAUUCCAGUGAUUGUGAAAGUGGGAGCAGAGGAAGUGGUACUCGAAGUAAUCUCUUGAGUAUGGCUAGUGAUAUUAGUGGUGAUAAUAACUUUGUGCCAACAGCCCUGAAACAUGGCAAAGCAGGACCUGCCAAGCAGAAGGGACUCAAGAAAGACAAAGGUAAGAAAGGGAAAGUUGAAGCUUCUAGUGCCAAGAAAGGAAAAUUUAGUAAAGGGAAAAUAAAAAAUUAUAAUAAGUCUAGAAGUGAUGAUGUAGAAUUAAGAAAAAAAAGUGAAGAUGGAAGGAAAAAAGGUGAAACUUGUGAAAGAAGAGGUCCUUUUAUUCGAUUAGAUAAAACUAGGUGUAGAGAAGUAAUUGUCAAUACCCCUCACCGGGAUGAGGACGAGCAAGAGAAAACGAUACGGAAAUCCAGCAUCCAGUUUUACUGUAAGAUUGAAGCUAAGCAAAAGACUGCCAAAGUAGGUUAUAACAGCACACUUCAUAACAAUUACGAUGCCUUCUCCAAAGAUACCUCCUGGUAUUGCUCAUUAUGCAAGAACUACAGUCAUUCGUGUAAGCUUGGUGACCUGUAUGGGCCUUAUUUCAUCGAAGGUCUAACGCUAUUGAAGAAGCAGUACCCGCUGGUACUGGAGGGACAAGUGGUGGAGUCCUCUUCACCGUCUGAAAUAGGCAAGCUGAAAAAGCGCACCCAAAGACGAGAGUCCACGUCUGAUGGCUCGCUAGAAACUAAAAAGUUGGAACUCGGAGGAUCGUCCCCGCCGUGGAGGUUUGUUCCUGCAGCCACCCCGGCUCGGAUGCUGGGUCGUCCUGCAGCUAAGGAGGGCGGACCCCAGCAAAUGCCUGAUACUCCGAAUUCAGUCAUUUCAACUAAUACAAAAGAAGUCACAAGCGAAGAGGCUCCAGCCACCUCGACUACUCCGGCCGUGAUGAGACCCCCAGGAACAGAAUGCUGGGUGCACGAAGCUUGUUUACUUUGGGCCCCAGGGGUUCACGUUAAUAAUAGCAAGCUUUGUGGAUUGGAAGAGGCAGUUAUCCAUGCUCAGGACAGUAUAUGUAACAAUUGCAGUGAGGCGGGGGCGACGAUAGCAUGUCUAGGGAAAGGUUGUUCAAACAUGGUGCAUGUACCUUGUGCAACCCACCUCCAGUGGACCUUGGAUCAUCACACCUUCAAGUCUCUCUGCCCUAAGCAUACUAAGCCGACUUAAUAGAGGAGAGGGGCCUCGUGUAGGCUUAGUUUUACUGUCAAGAUACAAAACAUUUAUAAAUCUCAUUUUAUUUUCAAUUGUAAUAUAUUGUACAGAUAUUGUUUUGUAUUUUUGUCCAGUAUACAGUAAUAUGUAUGUUUUAUGCAAAAGACCAACCGUUGCAAAAUUUUAUGAGUCGUAAAUGUCAUUAUUAAAAAAUCUCUUGGAAAAA